Hipposideros armiger (great roundleaf bat) is the source of this 1163-nucleotide messenger RNA. It is a transcript of the gene HMGB2, whose product is annotated as high mobility group box 2. Gene Ontology annotation, molecular function: DNA binding. Bases 159 to 785 code for a protein of 208 amino acids. The record is from RefSeq and is a predicted model, not a curated record. Gene Ontology annotation, biological process: regulation of transcription by RNA polymerase II. The transcript has 5 exons. Gene Ontology annotation, cellular component: nucleus. NCBI's taxonomy places the organism in Eukaryota, Metazoa, Chordata, Mammalia, Chiroptera, Hipposideridae.
UGCCGUGGCGCGGAGAACUCUGCAAAACAAGAGGCUGAGGAUUGCGUUAGCGAUAAACCAGUUCACGCCGGAGCCGAGCGAAGGCAGCGCCUGUGGAGUCCUGCUGUUCUGCGGAACACUGAGGAAAAGCUACCCCCAGGUAGACGCUGUCUGUCACCAUGGGUAAAGGAGACCCCAACAAGCCGAGGGGCAAGAUGUCCUCGUAUGCCUUCUUCGUGCAAACCUGCCGGGAAGAGCACAAGAAGAAACACCCAGACUCUUCCGUCAAUUUUGCCGAAUUCUCCAAGAAAUGUUCGGAGAGAUGGAAGACUAUGUCUGCAAAGGAAAAGUCAAAGUUCGAAGAUUUGGCAAAAAGUGAUAAAGCUCGCUAUGACAGGGAGAUGAAAAAUUACGUUCCUCCCAAAGGUGAUAAGAAAGGAAAGAAGAAAGAUCCCAAUGCUCCUAAAAGGCCUCCAUCUGCCUUCUUCCUGUUUUGCUCUGAACAUCGCCCAAAGAUCAAAAGUGAACACCCUGGCUUAUCCAUUGGGGAUACUGCAAAAAAAUUGGGUGAAAUGUGGUCUGAACAGUCAGCCAAAGAUAAGCAACCAUAUGAACAGAAAGCAGCCAAGCUAAAGGAGAAAUAUGAAAAGGAUAUUGCCGCAUACCGCGCCAAGGGCAAAAGUGAAGCAGGAAAGAAGGGCCCUGGCAGGCCAACAGGCUCAAAGAAGAAGAAUGAACCAGAUGAGGAGGAGGAGGAAGACGAGGAAGAUGAUGACGACGAGGAAGACGAGGAAGAUGAAGAAUAAAUGGCUGUUCUGUUAAUGAUGUGUGUGGAGUGUGUGUGUAUGCUCAGGCAAUUGUUUUGCUAAGAAUGUGAAUUCAAGUGCAGCUCAAUAUUAGCUUCAGUGUAAAAACUGUACAGAUUUUUGUAUAGCUGAUAAGAUUGUAGAGAAAAUACUUUUUCAAAAAAAUGCAGGUUGGUUGUAGCUUGUUGAGGGGCUACUACAUAGUUAGAUUUUAAGGCUUCUGAUGUUAAAUGUUUCUAAAUAUUUAAUGGUUUCUUGAAUUUCUUGUGUAUGGUAGUACAGCAAACAGGAAUUAGUAUCAAUAGUAAAUUUUGGGUUUUCUAGAAUGUUGCAUUUUGUUUUUUAAAAAGAUUUUGUAAUAAAAUUAUGUAUAUUAUG